This is a messenger RNA of Carassius auratus (goldfish), 2065 nucleotides long. RefSeq names its product SAM and SH3 domain-containing protein 3-like. The transcript is spliced from 8 exons. The record is from RefSeq and is a predicted model, not a curated record. Lineage: Eukaryota; Metazoa; Chordata; Actinopteri; Cypriniformes; Cyprinidae. The coding region runs from base 197 to 1345 and encodes 382 amino acids. Gene Ontology annotation, molecular function: protein binding.
AAGCGUAUACUUCUCUACUCCAGUGAGCAGAGAAGAACUUUUCUUCUGCCUCUUCCUCCUCUGGUGGCUUUUGUCUCUUUGUGAGUGGCACCUUGGCAGUGAGACUGACAGUUCGUUUAGCACAACCAAGUGUCAUACUGCCACAGCUAUAGUCGUGGUCCUCAGGAGAAUAUUGCCCACCCACUACAGGAUCAACAUGUUACGACGGAAACCAUCCAAUGCAUCUGAAAAAGAACAGGGCCAGGUGCAAAAGAAGAAGCUGACUCUGCAAAGGUCCAGCAGCUUCAAAGACUUUAUGAAGCCAAAGCCGUCGUCACCCGUAGUGAGCUCUGAACCUACACUGGAUGAAACCCAGCUGGAGAGUGCACCACCAGAGGAUUCAGGGAAAAGUAGUGGGAAACUGGGAAAGAAAUGGAGAAAUGUCAUAUCUCGCACAAUGACCCGUAAAACCUCCAAGAUGGUACAGAAAGCCCUUGCAGAGGCGGGGAACGAGAGUGGGGAGGACGGCUCUGUGUCUCCCAUAUCUCCAAUUGACUGUAUUCCAGAUCUCACUGCUGGGAACAGAGCGUCUGUGUGCUCCAACAGCUCAGAGGACACAAUACACAGUCCUCUCUCACGCCAGCUCUCUGGAUGUGCUGACAGGCAGAGUCUGGACAGUGGCUUCAGCCAGAGAGACAGUAUGAGACUGGAGGACAGCACCUACACAGGGCCCUUCUGCGGCAGAGCCCUCGUCCACACUGACUUCACCCCCAGCCCGUAUGACAUCGAAUCCCUCAAACUACAGAAAGGAGACAUCAUCCAGAUCAUUGAGAAGCCACCAGUAGGCACCUGGACUGGUAAACUCAAUAACAAAGUGGGCUCCUUUAAAUUCAUCUAUGUCACAAUACUACCAGAGGAAGACACACCACCAAAGAGGAAGCGAUGCCAGAGUCAAGGACGAAAGAACAAACCCAAACCGCAAUCCCUGGAGGAAGUUCUGGAGAGAAUAGGCCUAUCUGAGCUGGAAUCUGUCCUGUCCAUGCAUGGCUUCCAGAGUUUGGAGGAUUUCAGGGGCCUGAAGGAGUCCCACCUGAACGAACUGAAUAUUACAGACCCUGAGCAAUGUGUGAAGAUACUGAAAGCAGCAGAAUUGCUUCAUGACUCGGAGGAUGAAUCCGAUGCAGAGGAGCAAAAGACUGAAAUGCCACGGGACUCAGGUUGUUACGAGAGCACAGAGAACCUGGUAAACGGAUGUGAGGAGCCCCAGGUGGAAUCCCAUCCGGACACAGAAACAGAGCUCAAUGCUAUUCAGGAACAUCUGGAGGAGAUGAAGGUGGGGGAGAGUCCUGAGAGCCAAACAGAGUGAAGCCACCAGAAUCUUCUUUUGAUCCUGCUUCUUUGAAACUCUAUCAAGCUGGAUUGAACUCUAUGAGAAAACUAUUUCAUAUGCACAGCCCAUACAGAGGCCAGUAGGUCAGAUGGCAUAAAGAGCUUGAAUGUAGCAUCAUCUAUUUGCUCUGAUGUUAUUGUUCAGAAAGACCCGAGCUUCAAAAUCGAACUGAAACAAAGUUGUAGGAUUUUGCAAAACAGGCUGCAUAAAGUGAUCUUCCAUGGAUUAAACCUACAGCUAUGUUUUUACAGCACAAAAGAAGAAGAAUGCUGGAAUCCUAAAUAUUGAUUUUGCUCACAAGACCAAGUUUGACCUAACUGGGAUUCUGUAAUAUCUGAGAAGUUUCAUCAUCAUCAUCAUACAUUUAGCUAUGAAGUAGCAUUUUAUAUACUACUAUUCUACGGUUUCUGUCAGAAUGAAUGUACAGUUACACAACUGGUGCACUCAAAAAUGUAUUUUUGUCAGGCAUGAAAGAGGAAAAGCACAUGGUUUUGUUUUAUUCUUUUGCUUCUAUAGUCAACUAUUGUGGUCCUCGUUUAUGAAAAUGUUUGUUGUAAUAUUGUUUGUGUAGUUUUCAAAGCCAUUGUUGUUUUAAUACUUGUAUUCCUUUUCAGCUUUCCAGUUGUCAUUUAUAUUGUUGUCUGUACUUUCAAUGUUUUUACUAGUUUUAAAGAAAAAAAAAAACUUUUUUGAAAC